This is a messenger RNA of Staurois parvus, 384 nucleotides long. NCBI's taxonomy places the organism in Eukaryota, Metazoa, Chordata, Amphibia, Anura, Ranidae. The record is from the annotation of a GenBank genome assembly.
CACUGAUGAUCAGUGUGCCCUGAUGAUCAGUGUAGCCCCAGCAGUGCCACCUGUCAGUGUCCAUCAGUGCCUUGUGUCAGUGCUCAUCAGUGCGUCGUGCGGGUGCCCAUCAGUGCCACAUCACAGUGCACAUCAAUGCCCCAUAUCAGUGCCCAUCUGAGCUGCCUUUCAGUGCCAGUCAGUGCCACCUAUCAAUGCCAACCAGUGCCACCUAUCAGUGCUGCCAAUCAGUGCCACCUAUCAGUGCCAGUCAGUGUCGUCUAACAGUGCCAGUCAGUGCCGCCUAUCAGUGUCCAUCAGUGCAGCCUAUCAGUGCCCAUCACUGCAGCCUCAUUAGCGCACAUCAGUGAAGGAGAAAAAUCACUUAUUUACAAAAUUUUAUAA